Ornithorhynchus anatinus (platypus) is the source of this 2407-nucleotide messenger RNA. RefSeq names its product protein tyrosine phosphatase 4A1 (gene PTP4A1). Bases 537 to 1058 code for a protein of 173 amino acids. The record is from RefSeq and is a predicted model, not a curated record. Gene Ontology annotation, cellular component: nucleus. Gene Ontology annotation, biological process: protein dephosphorylation. The transcript is spliced from 6 exons. NCBI's taxonomy places the organism in Eukaryota, Metazoa, Chordata, Mammalia, Monotremata, Ornithorhynchidae. Gene Ontology annotation, molecular function: protein tyrosine/serine/threonine phosphatase activity.
GCCCGCGCCCUUCCCGCCCGCCCGCCCGCCCGCCCUGCCGCCCCGGGACCGGCCGUAUGAUCGCCACACACUCUUCAAUGAGUAAACAUAGUCCUCAGUUCUGUGGUGUUCUUGGUCACACAUUUAUGGAGUUUCUGAAGGACAGUGGAGACUACUGCCAGGCACAGCACGACCUCUAUGCAGACAAGUGAACUGUAGAAAUUUAUUAUUACUCCACCAAGAAGCCCCCUUAAGAGCGGUUAACCUGGAUAAGAAGUGUUAAAUUGAAACUGGCAGAGCAUUUUUACAAAGGAGAAUCUGACCUGGAUGGGGUAAACCUCAGUGCACUGCCUUUCCUUUGCCUCAGUAUUACUGGAUCGAAGAAUUGCUGCUUCUUGUUAGGAGAUUCAUUUCAUUUCCCAUUGUUCCAACUUCCUCCGUAAGGCACUGAGAAGUUCAAGUGGAGUAGAGUGAAGCAGACUCCGUUUCUUUAUAUCAUUUCUCUAUUAGAAUUUUUAAAUCCUUUGUAAUCUUGUUGCGCAUCUAACUAAAUUAACAUGGCUCGAAUGAACCGUCCAGCUCCUGUGGAAAUCACCUACAAGAACAUGAGAUUUCUUAUCACACACAACCCAACCAAUGCAACCUUAAACAAAUUUAUAGAGGAGCUUAAGAAAUACGGAGUUACCACAGUGGUCAGAGUCUGUGAAGCCACCUAUGACACUGCUCUUGUGGAAAAAGAAGGCAUUCAAGUUCUAGACUGGCCUUUUGAUGAUGGUGCUCCACCAUCGAAUCAGAUUGUUGAUGACUGGCUAAAUCUGGUGAAAACUAAAUUCCGUGAGGAACCCGGCUGUUGCAUUGCUGUUCACUGUGUGGCAGGUCUUGGGAGAGCUCCUGUGCUAGUUGCCCUCGCUCUAAUUGAAGGAGGAAUGAAAUAUGAAGAUGCAGUGCAAUUCAUAAGGCAAAAGCGUCGUGGAGCCUUUAAUAGCAAACAACUUCUGUAUUUGGAGAAGUACCGUCCUAAAAUGAGACUGCGCUUCAAGGAUUCUAAUGGUCAUAGAAAUACCUGUUGCAUUCAGUAAAGCCGGGCUGCCUAUACUAUUGCCUUGGAAGCAGAUUGGAAAUUGAAACUUGAGGCAAAUUAUGUACAUAAUUGCCAACUUGUCCUUGUUGAAUUAUAGGCCUAAUGAAGCUUCCUUAGGAGUACCGAGAACAAACUUACAGGCCACAAGCUUGGCAGAAAUGCAACUUCUGUCUAGGUUAACAUCAACCUGUCCAGAUACUUAGUAAAAGAUUCCUGCUGUUCAGCCUUUGGAGCUUCUUGUUUAUCGUUUGUAUCAAUUGAACCUGAAAUCAUGCAGUUUUGAGUUCUAAAUCUCACUUACCCAUUACGAGAGUCUUGUCCAUAAAUAUGAAUUGUAGAGGGAUUAGGUGCCAAAAUAUCCAGCACAAUACUCGCAUAUUUUGCAUUAUAUGGUGUAGUUGCUUGGUUGUCAACUAACUAAUCUAGACCCUACAUGGCUCCUACUCCUUCAGUCAUUUCAAUAUUGAAGAUAGGGCCUGUACGGUAAUCUGCCUGCUCACUAUAUAUGUUUACAUCUCCCACAAUCGCACUAGAGUAUCAGGAUUUGCACAACCAUUCUUUUUGUUGGGUUUUUAUUCAGUCUUACCGUGAUCUUUUAAUGUCUUUUCGUAAAACUGUUUAAUUUUGUGCUAUUAAGGAAACCUGCAUUUAAAAAAGACCAUAAUCCUCUGGUUGAAAAGUCAUGUUCGAAUCUCUACUUUAUAUUGUACAGAAGCACACAAAGUCUUUAAUGUCUCCAGACAAAAAGCCUUACAGUUAAUUUAAUGUUAGCACUCUAUGGUGCAACUUAACAGGGAGGGACUGAAAAGAAUGGGAGGGGGCUAUUGAUAUUUCUAGUAAAAUGUUGCCUUUGUCUUGUGCAGGACGUAUAGAAUAUGCCCUUUUACUUUGGUAAAUAUUUUUUUAAAAUGUAGAGAUGCUUUGUUAUUGUAGCUAAAAUGAUUCUUAAUCAUAAAAUUUCAGAAAAAUCUUGUAAUUUCUUUUAUUGUACCUAUUGAGAGUUGUUUAUCAACUAUUGCUUUGUUGGAAAGUGUGAUUUUUUUUUUCCCUCUCUUUCGCUCCCUCUCCUUCACUCUCCCCAUUCCCUUGAGUUUCUGCUAUGAACUGAGCAGACCUAAUAUUUUGUAUGCCUUUUGAGCUGCGUAACUUAAUAUUUGGAUACUUGAUGAUUUGUUUUAUUAUGUAAUUGAUAAAAUGGUGGUGUGUAUUAAUGUUAGUUGAUCCAUAUAUUUAUACUGUCUUGGGAAUGUGUGGUUAUAGUUCUGUGGGAGAAUAAUUUACCAGUGUUCACCAGCUUGUAAAAUCUAGUGCGAAAGCUUAAACAUCUAAAUAAAUACUGAAAUGCAU